Molecule: messenger RNA, 1149 nt
Organism: Pezoporus occidentalis (night parrot)
Lineage: Eukaryota; Metazoa; Chordata; Aves; Psittaciformes; Psittacidae
Product: cytochrome b-245 light chain
Exons: 6
Coding region: 97-648 (183 amino acids)
Molecular function (GO): heme binding
Source: RefSeq, a predicted model, not a curated record
UCCUUCCUGGUCGGGCCGCGCCGAACCGAGCCGAAGCGAAUCGGAGGGGGGGGACCCGAAGCGGGCCGAGCGCAGCCGAAGGGGCUCGGGGGAGCCAUGGGGCAGAUCGAGUGGGCCAUGUGGGCCAACGAGCAGGCACUGGCGGCGGGGCUCAUCAUGCUGACGGGUGGGAUCGUGGCCGUGGCGGGGCAGUUCAAGGGCUGGUGCUUUGCGGCGUACGCCAUCGCUGCAGGUGUCCUGGUCUGCCUGCUUGAGUACCCAAGGAGCAAGAGAAAGAAGGGCUCCACCAUGGAGCGGUGUGGCCAGAGGUACCUGACAGCGGUGGUGAAGCUCUUUGGACCCCUCACAAGGAACUACUACAUCCGAGCCGUCCUGCACGCCGCCCUGGCCGUCCCCGCCGGCUUCCUCCUCUCCACCAUCCUGGGCACCGUCUGCUUGGGCAUCGCCAGUGCCAUCUACCUGCUGGCCGCGGUGCGUGGGGAGGAGUGGAGCCCCAUUGAGCAGCAGCCCCGGGAGCGGCCGCACGUGUGGAGCACCAUCAAGCAGCCCCCCAACAACCCCCCGCCACGGCCCCCCCAAGACACCCGCAGGAAGCAGCCGGCGGAGGGGGGGGGUCAGGUGAACCCCAUCCCAGUGGAGGCUGAGUGAUGGAUGGGGACCCCCUCCUGAUGCUGCUGCUGCUGCUGCUGCUCGUGCUCCUGCUUCCCAGUGUACUGCAGCUGCUGGGGGGGGAAUGGGGUGCUAGGCUCACGGGGAUCUUCAAAUCCACAGGGAUGAUCGGGUCCUGGGGGGGUCUCCGGGUGCCAGGGGCUCCCAUCUCCUGUGUGUCCUCAAAUCCCAAGGGAUGCUCAGUUCCUGGGGGUCCACGGCUCCUUGGGAUCCCCAAAUCCGUGAGGAUCAUCAGUUCUCCCUGGGAUUCCUGGGGAGUCCUCAGAUCCACAGAGAUGCUCAGCUCCUAUGGGGUUUCUAGCUCUCAGGGGCUCCCAUCUCCUGUAGAUCCUCAAAUUCCAAGAGAUGCUCAGUUCAAUGAGGCAUCUCGAGCUUCCACAGGCUCCCCAAAUCCCCAGGGAUGCUCAGGUCCAUGUGGGGUCUCCAGAUCCCAGGGGCUGGCCAUCUCCUGUGGAUCCCCAAAUCUCCAGGGAUGCUCAG